Diplodia corticola is the source of this 861-nucleotide messenger RNA. Its product is annotated as aminopeptidase y. Bases 1 to 861 code for a protein of 286 amino acids. The record is from RefSeq and is a predicted model, not a curated record. The transcript is spliced from 3 exons. Lineage: Eukaryota; Fungi; Ascomycota; Dothideomycetes; Botryosphaeriales; Botryosphaeriaceae.
AUGCGCUUCCUCGAGUCGAGCGCCGUCUUGGCAGCGGCCGCCGUUGUCGGCAAGGCCUCCGCCUCGACCCCUGCCGGUCACGUGCACGCCGUCCGCCCGGCAUCUCUGCUGCAGCGUCGCGUUCCCCAGACAUUCCCCCAGGACUGGCAGCCGGACGUCGAGAACUGGGGCGCCGCUCCGGAGCAGCCGAAUGAGAUCACGGUGCAGGCCGCGUCCGAGGCCAAGACGCUGGUCACGUCGGAUGCUCUCCAAAACGACAUUGAUUCCGCCGCGCUGCUCGCCCACGCCGAGAACCUGCAGGCCAUCGCCUACCAGACCACCGGCCGCAACCGCGUCUUCGGCAGCGAGGGGCACAACUUCACCACCAAGUACCUCUACGAUCUCAUCGCGGAGCUGGACGAGUACUACGAUGUCCAGUACCAGCCCUUCGUCGAGACCUUCUCGGGCGGCGAUGCCACCUUCACCAUCAACGGCGAGGACCAGGGUGCUGCAUUGAUGACGUACGCGCCCAACGGCCAGGUCGAGGCCCCCGUGGUUGCCGUGUCGAAUCUGGGCUGCGAACCCUCCGACUUCCCUGCAGAGGUGUCAGGCGCCAUCGCGCUGAUCUCUCGUGGCACCUGUGACUUCGGUCUGAAGGCGGCCUACGCCGGCGCCGCAGGUGCUGCGGGAGCCGUCAUCUACAACAACAUCGAAGGCACCCUCAGCGGCACGCUCAGCGUCCCCAACCGCACCGAAGGCCCCUACCCGCCCACGGCGGCCAUCUCCCUCAGCGCCGGCCAGGCCAUCCUUUCGCUGCUCGAGGCCGGUGAGGUCACUGGCGACCUCAACGUCAACUCCAUCAUCGAGGAUCGCGUCACGUGA